AUGACAGUUCCCGUUGAGCUCCGUCAUGAUCUCGAAGAUGCUGCAAACCGUAUGCGCAUCUCAGCCAUCGAGAUGACCUGUGCCUCGAAGAGUGGGCAUCCAACGUCUUCUACUUCUGCAGCUGAGGUUAUGUCCACGCUGUUUUUCCAUGAGAUGAAGUACGAUGUCGCUAACCCAAAGGCAGCGAGCGCCGACCGUUUCGUACUUUCAAAGGCAAGCUAUCGUGUGUUCUGCUUGUUGGGAGAUGGAGAAACUGCAGAAGGUUCAGUGUGGGAGGCGGCAGCAUUCGCCUCGCACUAUAAGCUCGAUAACUUGGUUGCCAUAGUCGAUGCUAAUCGCCUGGGUCAGUCUCAAGAAACAUCGCUAGGACACAAAGUUGAUGUGUAUCAGGCUCGAUUUGCUGCAUUUGGCUUCAACGCCAUCGUUGUUAAUGGACAUGAUGUAAAUGAGCUAAUUAAUGCAUACGAGACAGCUAGAAAUACAAAGGAUAGACCGACGGCAAUUAUCGCCAAAACUUUCAAAGGCCAGGGUAUUGAAGGGAUAGCUGACCAAGAAAACUGGCAUGGAAAGCCUGUUCCAGCCGACAAGGCGAGUUGA
Molecule: messenger RNA, 597 nt
Organism: Ostertagia ostertagi
Lineage: Eukaryota; Metazoa; Nematoda; Chromadorea; Rhabditida; Trichostrongylidae
Source: the annotation of a GenBank genome assembly